Molecule: messenger RNA, 1119 nt
Organism: Fraxinus pennsylvanica
Lineage: Eukaryota; Viridiplantae; Streptophyta; Magnoliopsida; Lamiales; Oleaceae
Source: the annotation of a GenBank genome assembly
AUGGAAGAGCGAAUUGCACAUCCCGAUAAGUAUACAGAUGAAGGGAAGUCCCCCAAGAUAGAGUUGGAGGACCCUAAGCUUUAUCAUUAUGCAAUUUUCUCGGAUAAUGUUAUUGCUGCUUCUGUCGUGGUGAACUCAGCUGUGAAAAACACAAAAGAGCCAUGGAAGCACGUGUUUCAUGUCGUGACAGAUAAAAUGAAUCUCGGGGCUAUGCAAGUGAUGUUCAAAAUGAGGGAUUAUAAUGGGGCUCAUAUUGAGGUGAAGGCUGUGGAGGAUUACAAAUUCUUGAAUUCUUCUUAUGUUCCAGUGCUUAAACAGCUUGAAUCUGCAAACUUACAAAAGUUCUACUUUGAGAAUAAGCUUGAAAAUGCAACAAAGGAUACAACAAAUAUGAAGUUCAGGAAUCCAAAAUAUCUUUCGAUUCUGAAUCAUCUCAGGUUCUAUUUACCUGAAAUGUAUCCAAAGUUGCAUAAGAUUCUGUUCUUGGAUGAUGAUAUAGUGGUUCAAAGGGAUUUGACUGGACUUUGGGAGAUAGAUAUGGAUGGAAAGGUGAAUGGGGCCGUGGAGACAUGUUUUGGAUCUUUUCAUCGUUAUGCACAGUACAUGAAUUUCACCCACCCUCUGAUCAAAGCCAAGUUUAGUCCCAAGGCAUGCGCAUGGGCUUAUGGCAUGAAUUUUUUUGAUUUGGAUGCUUGGAGGAGGGAGAAGUGCACCGAAGAAUAUCACUACUGGCAGAAUCUCAAUGAGAAUCGAACACUGUGGAAAUUAGGGACAUUACCUCCAGGUCUUAUUACAUAUUACUCAACAACCAAGCCACUAGACAAGUAUUGGCAUGUUUUGGGACUUGGCUACAAUCCAAGCAUAAGCAUGGAUGAGAUUAACAAUGCUUCAGUCAUACACUUCAAUGGGAAUAUGAAGCCAUGGCUUGACAUUGCAAUAACCCAGUUCCGUCCACUUUGGACUAGGAAAAGCAAAGCUAGUCCUGCUGACAACUUUGAGGCUUAUUACUGCUCCUUGCACACGCAAAGGAUGAGAUUAUGCACUGGGCAAUCAACACAGGUCCUCCCAUCAUAUGCAUUUGCUACCAGAGCCAUCAUGCUCCUUUCUGACCAACUCUAA